This is a messenger RNA of Symbiodinium pilosum, 7464 nucleotides long. The record is from the annotation of a GenBank genome assembly. NCBI's taxonomy places the organism in Eukaryota, Dinophyceae, Suessiales, Symbiodiniaceae.
AUGGGUAGCGCCUUCAGCGGACCGCCCGUAGUGGUGUUCGAUGCUAUCAGCACCGAGGGCAACGCUGUGUCAAGGUCCCUUUUGAAGCACCGGUGGAAGGUCCGCGCAGUGGUGCCCGAUGUCACAUCCUUCGAAGCUCAGCGCCUUCAACAGCUGGGUGCCGAGGUUGUACAGCAUGCAAGCGACGUGAACGGGCUGGCCAAACUGCUCGAUGGUGCGCAUGGAGCUUACUUCACGUUAGAUUCUUUGAGCGUUUCUGCACGUGGAGUACAGCUGGCAGUGAAGAAGUUCGCUGCUGCUGCAAAGCAGGCCAAACUGCAGCAUGUAAUUUGGUCUACAUCUGAAGAUACCUGUGCAAUCAUUCCUAGCGAAUCUACGUCGUUGCCGCUGGACAAGUCCAGAUGCAGAGUACCUCUGUUCGACGGAAGGGGCAGAAGUGAUCAUUAUUUCAGCGAAGCUGAAGUACCAACAACUUUUCUGGUCACAUCGUUCCUUUACGAAAAUUUCUUUGAUUUUGAAGCCCUUGGCCUGGCACCACGAAGAUUUCAGGAUGGUAAGCUUGUUGUUGAGUUGCCAAUCGAAAAGCCGAUGCCAUUGGUCUCAGCAGACGACAUUGGCAACUGUGUCGAUGGGAUCCUCCGUCAAGGCAAGGACAUGGUCGGGAAAUACGUGCCUGCUUGUGGCGACAUACUCACUGGUCCGCAGAUAGCAGAAGUCUUCUCCGAGUACCUGGGAGAAGAGGUGACCUUCAGAUAUUUGCCCCCAGCAGACUUCCGCACCAAGCAUGCUUCCAAGUCUGAGGCGUUGGGACCGAUGUUUCAGUACUUCGCCGACUGCAACCAAGAAGCUUGCAAGAUCCGGAACAUUACAAGAACCCGUGAGCUGGUGGCAGUGCAGCCUUUCCGCGAAUGGUUCUCAUCUGGGACAGACCACGUCCAAGCUUUGCGGCGGAACUCGAAGGUCAUCGUAGUAUUUGGUGCAACUGGUGCGCAGGGUGGUGCGCUAGUGCGUGCUAUAUUGCAAGAUCCGCAGCGAAGCUUUGCCGUCCGCGCAGUCAGCCGAAACGCGUGCUCCAGAGCAUCGAGGGCGCUGGCUGACUUGGGCGCUGAAGUCUUCCAGUGUAAUAUCGAUGACAAGGAACAAGUCAAGGCAGCAAUGAAUGGGGCCUAUGGUGCUUUCUGCAUCACCUUCUUCUGGGACCACUUCUCGCCGGAGAAGGAGCGUGUGCACGCAAAAAUCUACGCUGAGGCUGCGGCGGAAAUGCAGGUCCACCAUGUGAUAUGGUCAACCGCUGAAGAUACGCGUCAAAUUGUGCCACCGCACGAUUCUCGGAUUCCUCGGCUCCAGAAGGGCAGUGUGGUACCCAUGUUCGACGGGAAGGGCGGCAGUGAGAAGUUCUUUCACAACCUUCAUCUCCCAGUUACAUUUCUCAUCCCCGCCUUCUACUUCGAGAACUUGAUCACUUUUGCCAUGGUCCCUAGGAAUGUUUCUGAGCAUCGGACAUUCAUGCUCCCAAUGAAGACUAGGCCGCUUCCAUUGGUGGCUGCCGAGGAUAUAGGUGUUUGUGCAUAUAGCAUUUUCCAAUCAUCUGAUCGAUUUAUUGGCCACUGCGUACCAGUUUGCAGUGAGCUCCUCACUGGCCCAGAGAUUGCGGACCAGUUGUCACAUGCUCUGGGAACUUCAAUAAGCUUUAAAUGCGCUGAUCAGGGCGAGUACUGCAGCAGUGGCAUCCUUGCUGCCGACUAUUGGUACAACGCUUUUCAGUACUGCCGCUACUACAAUGAUAGCUGCGUGAACAUCAGAAACCCCGCCAAGUCGAAGGAGUUGAACCCCGGCAUGCAGGACCUGAAGACGUGGCUCAGCCGGAACAAAAUGUUGCUUGGCCGGAACGAGCCUGGAGCUGGUCAAGUGCUGCCCCACCAGCAGUGGGAGAGCAGUCAGAGUGAUGAUAGUGAUGACGAUGACCUGAUCUGGUCCAAACUACUUUCUUGCAAGGAAGCUGGGUACUUACUCGGCGCGGGUUGCUCUGAAGAAGGCUGUGAGAAGUCCAAGACCCACAUAGUCGAGGAGAUGGGACUGCAGGCACCACAUGCAUACGGAAUCUUGGAUUUUGCAGAGGUGGCUCUUGAAGGGCAGACCGCGCGACUGGUCAAGAUCCGGAAUCCUUGGGGCCAAAAUGCACCCCGCACCUGGAAGGGAAAAUGGGGCAAGGACUGGCCAGGAUGGACGCCCGAGUUGCAGAAGCAGCUGGGCAUCAUCAACAGCUCAGGCGUUCUGAUGGACGACCCCAUGUCCAUUUUUUGGAUGGCCUUCGAGGAUGUCAAGGAGUACUUCGCACAGGUGGAGAUAUGCCGCGUCCACCACAAUUGGCAUGAGGUUCGAGAAUCGGCCUGGCUGCCGUCCGGUGUCGGUGCUGGCCAGGCUUUCGACCUCAUGGUCGAGGAACGAAGCAAUGUCGACGUGGCCUUCUGGCAGGAGAGGCAUGUUCUCCGAGAGGGGGCGCUUGGCGCCCACUGCACCAACCUGGAUGUCGGGCUCGUUGUUGUGCGCGUUCGAGGCUCUGCAGGCUCUGAGGCGUUUGAAUUAGUGGACGUGGCUCUUCGUUCCUUUGAUGACUGUGUCAGCGUCGAAGUCAUCCUGGAAGCGGGUUUACGGUAUCGUGUGAUCCCAAUCUCGUUGGCGCUGCUACAUGGCACAGCUCCCCGAAAGGGAAUCCUGGCGGUGCAUUCCGUGAAGCGGGUUAGGCUGUCGCGCAUCGAAUCUUCUUGGAGACAGGUGGCAAUGGGCCUCUGUCAUGCAGUCAAGAAACGUGGACGCUGCUGGUCGCACCCGCGUAAUGCGGGCGUCAAGUACAGGCAUCAGUUCGAGCCUGGUGGUUGCAACUUCGUGGUUGAGAACUCAUCGUCUCAAGCAGUUGCAAUUCAGGCGGAUGCGGCGGAGUCAAUGGGGUGUACCUUUUCACGUGCAGAGAAAGGCAUCGUCGCCCGCAUUCCACCGUACAGCCAGAGGCUUGUGCUGGCCCUGACUUUCAGUCCUGAGGCUGGCUUCUCCUCAGCGAGCAUUCAGCCGCAGAUGGUACCGCUGGAGAUGUCUCCUGAGCAUGAUCCUUGCGAUGUUGAUGACGUUUGGGAGCUCAGCUGGUGGUUCAAGUGCUAUCCGUUUGUCACUGACAUCGCCGGGAGGAAGCAAGUCGAUAAUAUUUGCAUUGGUGCUGCGGAGCAGGGCGGCGAUCUGGGGACAGACUAUCAAGCAACCGAUCCUUGGCAGGAAACCUGGGGCAGGCGCUCUUCCUUAGACUCUGCUAGCACGAGCGCUGGCGGAGGCGAGCAAACCAAGCAGCCAGAUGCAGCUACUUCUGGCAAGUGGUGGGAAACUCCUUUGGGGUGGACAUGGGGCGAAUCACUUGAUCAAGCUAUUGAAUGGGCAAUCGAGAGAAAGUGGUUCAGUCCGACUAAGGAGUUCUGCAAAUGGUGGAGCGAACAAAACACAGCCGUCAAGGCCGACAGCGUCAGCGUGACUGCCUCCGAAGAAGGCAACUCAACAUCGUCGACGACGACAUCAAAGAAGAACUCUGGGAAGGAGCUUGUCCCGGAGUAUGAUGGAGCGUCCUCGAUGAGGGAGUACCAGAGACGCGUCCGCCUCUUCGAGUCCACGACUUCCAUUGACAAGUGCUUCCAGGCAGGGCGCUUGGUGGAACGGAUGUCAGGCCAGGCAUGGAAAGCCACGGAGACAUUGGACAUCGCCAGCUUGAAGUGCGAUGAGGGGGUUCAGAUACUUCUUGAUCACAUGUGGGCUGAGCUGGAACCUCUAGAGUUUGUCCGUGUCUUCAAGACUUUGCAUGGCUUCUAUGAGCAGUUCAAAAGACAAAGGGGCCAGGAUGUCAUCGCCUACGACUCUGCCUUUCGUGCCCAAGUGAAGCUCUUGGAGGAGGUCGGGGCAGGCAUCGAAGGCCUGACGAAGGGGUACUGGUUUCUGGCUAAAGCCGAGAUAUCUGAAGACAUGCGUCAGAAGAUUGUUUCGGCCUCCGGAGGCAGCUAUGAAUAUGAGAAACUCAGGGACGCCUUGGCGGCUAUCAGUCCGACGGUCAGCCGUUCAGAUGGCCAGACUGAACGCGAAGCCGGGCAGAGCAGACUGUGGAAGGGGCGGCGGUUCGAUCAUCGCGUUAACAUGGUCGGGGACUUCGGAGACGACGACUCUGAGAACGAAGCCCUGGCCAUAGAAGCCGAGGCCCAGGAUGAAAUGGCUAUGGCAGAAGCCAUGGAGCAAGAGGCUUCAGUUUUGAUGACGCAAGCCGCCAAGCGUAGAUCCAUGGUCGAGCGAGCCAGAGGCUUUCAGAAAGCCGAGAGCACAGAGGAGUGCCCCUACUAUGAGGAGACCAAAAAGAAGAAGGAUAAGAGUGCCUUCAUCACCGAGAACGAGCCUGGCGAGGGCAACCAUACGGCCUUUGUAGUUGGACAAGCCAGCUCGGAGGAGGACGACGACAACGACGAUGACGAAGCUUUCCUUGCACAUGGCACCGGCCUGGGGCAAAGAUGCUUGAGGGAAGAGAGCAUUGGUUUGGGGUUGUCCGAUACAUGUUGUGCCAAAACAGUUGCCGGCCAAGAAUGGGUCGCCACCCACGUGGCGAAACUGAAGCAGCGAGGGCUGCCCUACAAGGACAUCACCGAGAGAGAGCCUUUCAGGUUUGGUGGUGGUCCAAAAGUUUUCUCCUCUAAGGCAUUGGUGUUUCCGCUGUGCAUUCCCGGAUGUAAGUUGCCGGUGUUGUUGCGGACCAGCAUCGUCGAUCAGGAGGUGCCGCUGUUGAUCAGCCGCAGUGCCCUGCAAGCCAUGGGCAUGAUCAUGAAUCUGGUCGAUGGCAGCAUGAAGUUCGAGAAGCUGGGUUGCGAGACGGCCCUGGUGACUACGUCAACGGGACAUGUUGGGUUCAGCAUCAUGGCGGCAGAGACAUGCCAUUGGGGAGACAAACUGGACUGGAGCACGGUUGAUCGGGAGAAGGAGGCAGAGAUCUUCUUUGUGUGUGAGUCCGAGGGCACCACCAGACUCAGGAAGCAGGAGUACAUCGAUCGCAUCCUCGAAUCCCCGAAGGUCACCCUGGCGGCGGCGGACUUGCAGUCAAUGUCCCUGGACAGGCUCAAGGAGAUCUACCGGACCUUGAAGCCAAAGAAGGAAGCUGGGCCCUUGCCGGCGGGGUGGAAACGAGGCACGGUCGAGACGCUCCGCAACUUCUACAUCGAGAAGGUUCUUGUCUAUUACCUCCGGGAGCAAGACAAUCACUGGCAGGGAUGGACCAAGAGCCGAUUCAUUUUGGAGAUCGAGAUGUACGAGGCCGACAUCAUGGAGGAGCUUGCCCUGACUGGGACCUCGGCGGCCAUGACCAAAGGGACGUUUCCAUUGUUGAUCGAUGGAAAACCAACAGCGGUUGUCAUGGCGGCCAUGGAGAAGCAGCAGCGGGACAAGGACGGCCCAACGGUCCCGCCGGAGAUGGCCAGGAAGGGUGGCUACGCCAAGUCGCCAGAAGCUUGCGUGGGCGACUCGCAGGGGUCAUGGGAGAAUGUGAGCGAUCGCAUGGCGACCGAGGACAAGGGCGAUCAGAAGUUCAAUGUCAACCUGACAGCAGCGGAGUUGAAGGCCUUAAACGAGCGCCGGAAGACAAAAUGUGAAGCCCCAGGAGUGAAAGAGCCUGGGGAGUGGAAGCCCAGACCGCUGAGCCGAGGUGAGAUUGAGGCCAGAAUCUCCAAAGCACGUGUCGAGAAGAAGAUUAUGAAGCGGGGAGUUGCAAAGCGACUCAUGGGCAACGCAUACAGCAUUUUGCUGACUUUGUCUGCAGUAGCAUCGGGCAUCUGUGGAGGGGGAGCCGAGGAGUUGAACAACGUGCAGCGACAGCAGCAACGUAGGGACGUGGCGAUGGAAGAUGAUGGUCGUCCUCAUGAGGAGGGUGGAGCUCGACUCUGCGAAGAAGGUGUGGGCUUCAACGUGCCAUCCGGGCAAGCCCAUUUUCAAGCGGGGAAGAUUGAGAAGCAUAACCAAAUCCUGAAGAACAUGAUGGAGGGUGUUGUGAAGCAUGCGCAUGUGACUGGUAACGAGAUUGAAGAUGCUGUUAAGGAGACGUGCAUGGCUAAGAACAGCUUGACCCGCGAGCAUGGGUUUUCUCCUGUUAGCUUGGUGUUCGGUCGCGAGCCUCGGUAUGCCGGGGAAGUGUAUGAAGAUGGCGCCCCUGCGUCAUAUCACUUUAGCGUGGCUGAGCGGGAGAGUGAACUCGCGCGUAAGGUCAGAUUCCGUUACUUGGCCAAGCUUGAGUUUAUCAAGCAUCAAACCAGGAGCAUGCUCAGCCGCACUUUGCACAACCGAACCAGAGUUUGCUUGCACCCCAAGAUUGGUGAUCGUGUCUUCUUUUGGAGAGAAUCCAGGAAUAGGAAGAGCGGCGAACAGAUCACCAACUGGAUUGGCCCAAGUUGCGUUAUUGGUUUGCAUAAACGCAACGCUUGGGUGACUUUUGGUGGCCGAUGCUUUCUCAUUGCUCCCGAGCAUUUGCGGUAUGCUAAUGAAGAAGAAUCUAUCAUGUUGGAGCCGGAGAUGCAGAAGGCCUUGCAAGCUUUUCGCCGAGCCCCUGAGGGCGCUAGCUAUGACGAUCUGACUGGUCAAGCCGGAGAGGUGAAAGUUGAUGCUCCCACUAUCCAGAAAGUCAUCUUUAUGACCUUCCUUCACUUGUGCGGAGAAUCUACCGGAGAUCCUCUGUACAUGGAACAGCCUGUGGAGGGCAUUCCAGGUAUGGAAGGCAAGGUUCGGUGCUGCGGCAAAGAAGUCUGCGUCGAAGAAAGGAACGGGAGCCAAUGCAUCGUCUUGAAGCAGAAAGACUUUGUGAUUGGCAAAUUGGAUCCCAUUCCGUUGAGCGCUGACCGUAAGCGUCAGGCUGACAGCACAGCAAACGGUCAGGAACGAACUGACUUUCGCAGCACCAUCGGCAGCCUUCAAUGGCUUAGCGCGCAGAGCAGACCUGAUAUAGCUUUCGAGGUCAACCAACUCCAGAAACGGGUCCCUGAUCUGAGAGUUUUCGAUCUGAUGCGUGCUAAUGCGUUGGUCAGAGAAGUGAAGAGCAGUGACUCGGUGGAACUCGUGUUCGAGAACUUGGGUAAGGAGUGCGAAAUUGUGGUGUUUCACGAUGCCGCUCUUUUCAAUUCUGUCGGGGUUGAGCUAGAAACCCAGGACGCUGAUCAGGUGUUGCUCAGUGAUAAAGAGAAGAGACUUGUGUACUCCCAAAAGGGUGUUCUGGUGGGCUGUGUCCGUAAAGGCAGUACUGCUAGUCAGGGUUCCAAGGCCAUGAACAUCAUCGAGUGGAAGUCGAGCACGAACAAGAGAGUCAUCGAAAGCAGUUUUGCUGCUGAGUCGCACGCUGCGGUUGUUUGUGAGUUUGAUGAAAACGAGUGGCAAGAGAGGGAUGCAGUUCGGGUGACAGAUCCUAUUUGA